Knipowitschia caucasica is the source of this 2067-nucleotide messenger RNA. The record is from the annotation of a GenBank genome assembly. Lineage: Eukaryota; Metazoa; Chordata; Actinopteri; Gobiiformes; Gobiidae.
AUGAGCAUAGGUUCAGAACCCUCCCAGUUAGGUCUCCUGAUUCAACACCAUGGCGGUGCUCUCAACACAAACCUGACGCAUCUCUCAGUGCGCGACUCUAUCCGUGGCAUUACUACAGUAGAAUCCCCAGACCGAAAGUUGGAACCGGGAUACCAGAUCUUCCUUGUCAAAUCCCUGUGCGCUGGAUCCCAAGUCACUCUGAACUACACCGCCCACGUCACAAACCCUGCCCAUUUUGCAAACUCUACCCACAUCCUAGAGUUGCCCGCGUUCCUCACCUUUUCCAACGCUUCGCAGAAUGACGUCAACAUGUUUGGACCAAUUGCUGCCAGUCUAACUGUACGGGUUCGCUUCGUGGUCAGAACUUUUCCAAACCACACGCUGGGCUUGGCAGCAUUUGUCGGAGCGUUUCUCAUCUCGUUUCUUUCGAUGGUUUUGUGGUUUGUGGCGAUGAAGCGGAUCGAUCCUAGCUCUGCUUUGGGGAUCUGCCACAAACCAGGACGACCAAUGUUACCAGACCAGGAGAUGGGAGACUCCUGCAUGAGUUUGAAGGAGGGGGACAAAAUUAUGGAAGAACCUGCAAACCAAGCCUUGGAAAGCAUGGACACCCCCGCUCGGCUCCUCUCUGCUUGGCAGCUGGAGGAGGCGAUGCUGCAGAUCCACAAAGACCUGGUGGUGGUGUUGAUGAGCCCAGACCGAUCUGAAGAGAAACUGGUGCAGAUCCAUCACCAGAUGACUGCAUUGGGGGAGGUGCAGGACAAAGAUGCACCAUUGUGUUUAGACGCACUACUCUCACAGUGGGCAUCCCUUUGCUAUCUUCUGGUCUCCCUCCACUUCAAGGAGGUGCAGAGUAGAAGCAAAGUGCUAAAAACCUGGGAAGGCAUUUUGUGUCUGCAGUCACUCUUCAUCCCAAAGCUCAGAGGGAGACAUAAAAUGACAGACAUCAUUCGAACGCACUGGGAGAGUUUAGCAGCUGCAGAAAAACAGUUUGACACAGACCUCCACGAGACUCCUGCGUCUUCACUCACCCCUUUCCUGGAACACCAGUCCGAGUGUAAAAUGGGCUUAAUCCUCCAGGAGGCGCUCUACAAACGGGAGCAACUCAUGUCUCUGUUGACUCGAAGAGGUGAGGAAUCUCUGUCCAGAACUCGGAGGAGAGAAGAUCGAAGAGAACACGAGGAGUUGAAGAUUGUGAAACAACUGUGCGCUUGCGAGGCGGAGUUCACGGCAGCAUUGGUGAAGCUGCUGCAGGUUCCUCACAGUGUUCUAAUGGAGAUGUUACGUCUGUUGCUCCCAACUGCCACGGACAGCGAAUUGGUGUGUGUCUUUGAAGCCCUGUGUCCGCAGGACUCUAUUGCCCAAGCACAGAACUGCACCGUCUACAAGGAUCCACUCAAUGAUCCACAGCAUGAGCCACCGCACGAGCCACCACUUCAAACCAUUCCACAUCACCGUCUGGACCUCAAUAAUCCACGGCACAAAGACACAGUCCAUGAUCCAGUUCACAACGAUUCACUCCAGACCCCAGUCCACAGGGAUCCACUUUGCAAAGACUCGCUGCGUGAUCCAGUCCACCCAUGUUGGUCUGAUAUCCUUGAGAAACUGAGAGUAGAUGUGAUCGGUGACGUCCAUGCAGAACAAACGGAGCAAAGGGAGAACAUGCUGCAGAAGAUAGAGAAAAGGAGGCAGAAUCUGUUGCUGAAGCUCCUCCCCUCUGCCUAUGCCACAUCUCCAUCAACUGCUUCUGAUGUUUUGGUGCAAUGCCACAAAACUGGGGCCAAACCAGAGACUGAUACGGUUACUAGACCAAAGACUGAACUAGAGACAAGAACAGAGGCUUGUUCAGAGACUGUCAGGCUUGGUCCAAACCAGUUCAUGCAUGAGUCCUCUAGGUCUGGUCCCAGCCCUGAUCCAGCCCAAGACCAAUCUCCACACAGACUGUUUGUGUUCAGAGAGCCACAGGUGUCUGUUCAAACAGCCGUUGGUGCCAAAAGGAAACGCAGAAGGAACUUUCUGAACUUUAAGAGCAACAGCGUGACUCCUGUGAAUUUGGACCUCAUGCUGUGA